ACCGGAAGCAGUGUUAUCGCUUUCCGGUGCGAAAGAGUUCCUUCUCGAAGAUGGCGGCGCGAGGCUUCCAGACAAUGAGCCCGGGCGCGGCGGCUGCUAUGGCAGCGGGUCCGGGGCCUGGCCAAGCACAAGGGACGGGGCAGGCCCCGGGCAGGAUAGCAGGAGCUCAGCAACAAAACAUGUUCCGUUCAGCCAUGCCAGGCCAGGGAUACCCGCGCCCAGGGAUGCCUCCGGGCAGCCGCAUGCCACCUCAGGGUGCUUCCAUGGGUCCGCCGGGUCCUUCGUAUGGUGGGAGCCCAGCUGUGCGACCAGGCGUGCCUCAGUCAAUGAUGGACCAGUCUCGCAAACGGCCAGCGCCUCAGCAAAUUCAGCAGGUGCAGCAACAAGCAGCCCAGAACCGCAAUCACAAUGCAAAGAAGAAGAAGAUGGCCGAUAAAAUUCUACCUCAGAGGAUUCGGGAACUUGUGCCAGAGUCUCAAGCCUACAUGGAUUUGCUGGCAUUUGAGAGGAAGUUGGACCAGACUAUAAUGAGGAAGCGCCUGGACAUCCAGGAAGCAUUGAAAAGACCAAUAAAGCAAAAGCGAAAGCUUCGUAUAUUUAUUUCUAAUACGUUCAACCCUGCAAAACCAGAUGCAGAAGAUGGCGAAGGAACUGUGGCAUCCUGGGAGCUUCGAGUGGAAGGCAGGCUUCUUGAAGACUCAGCUGUAUCGAAGUAUGAUGCUACUAAACAGAAGCGGAAGUUUUCCUCAUUCUUCAAAUCCCUUGUGAUUGAACUAGAUAAAGAUCUCUAUGGACCUGACAACCACCUGGUUGAGUGGCAUAGGACAGCCACAACUCAAGAGACUGAUGGCUUCCAGGUGAAAAGACCAGGAGAUGUGAAUGUGCGCUGCACCGUAUUACUGAUGCUAGAUUACCAGCCACCCCAGUUUAAACUGGAUCCUCGAUUGGCGCGUCUGCUGGGCAUCCACACUCAGACUAGGCCUGUCAUUAUCCAGGCUCUCUGGCAGUACAUUAAGACACACAAGCUGCAGGACUCCCAUGAGCGGGAGUUCAUCAACUGUGACAAAUACCUCCAGCAGAUCUUUGAGUGUCAACGAAUGAAGUUCUCAGAAAUUCCUCAGAGACUGCAUGCUCUGCUGAUGCCACCUGAGCCCAUCAUCAUCAACCAUAUUAUCAGUGUGGACCCAAAUGACCAGAAGAAGACUGCAUGUUAUGACAUUGAUGUUGAAGUGGAUGACACACUAAAGACUCAAAUGAAUUCAUUUCUCCUUUCUACUGCGAGCCAGCAGGAAAUUGCUGCUCUCGAUAAUAAGAUCCAUGAAACAAUAGAGACCAUUAACCAGCUCAAGACACAGAGGGAGUUCAUGUUAAGUUUUGCCAGAGAUCCACAGGGCUUCAUCAAUGACUGGUUGCAGUCCCAGUGCCGUGACCUGAAGUCUAUGACUGAUGUGGUAGGAAACCCAGAGGAGGAGCGCAGAGCAGAGUUCUACUUCCAGCCCUGGGCUCAAGAAGCUGUUUGCAGAUACUUCUAUUCGAAGACAGAUUAA
Rhincodon typus (whale shark) is the source of this 1547-nucleotide messenger RNA. RefSeq names its product SWI/SNF related, matrix associated, actin dependent regulator of chromatin, subfamily d, member 1 (gene smarcd1). Lineage: Eukaryota; Metazoa; Chordata; Chondrichthyes; Orectolobiformes; Rhincodontidae. The transcript is spliced from 13 exons. Gene Ontology annotation, biological process: regulation of transcription by RNA polymerase II. The record is from RefSeq and is a predicted model, not a curated record. The coding region runs from base 51 to 1547 and encodes 498 amino acids. Gene Ontology annotation, cellular component: nucleus; SWI/SNF complex.